Molecule: messenger RNA, 1798 nt
Organism: Myotis myotis
Lineage: Eukaryota; Metazoa; Chordata; Mammalia; Chiroptera; Vespertilionidae
Gene: OPN1SW
Product: opsin 1, short wave sensitive
Exons: 5
Coding region: 1-1050 (349 amino acids)
Biological process (GO): phototransduction; G protein-coupled receptor signaling pathway; visual perception
Cellular component (GO): photoreceptor outer segment; membrane
Molecular function (GO): G protein-coupled receptor activity
Source: RefSeq, a predicted model, not a curated record
AUGAGCAAAAUGUCAGGGGAGGAAGAGUUUUAUCUGUUCAAGAACAUCUCCUCCGUGGGACCGUGGGAUGGGCCUCAGUACCACAUUGCCCCGGUCUGGGCCUUCCAACUCCAGGCAGCCUUCAUGGGCUUUGUCUUCUUUGCAGGGACACCACUCAAUGCCACGGUGCUGGUGGCCACACUGCGCUACAAGAAGCUGAGACAGCCCCUCAACUAUAUUUUGGUCAAUGUGUCCCUGGGGGGCUUCCUCUUCUGCAUCUUCUCUGUCUUCACUGUCUUCAUUGCCAGUUGCCAGGGAUACUUCGUCUUCGGCCGCCAUGUUUGUGCUUUGGAGGCCUUCCUGGGCUCUACAGCAGGUCUGGUAACAGGCUGGUCACUGGCCUUCCUGGCCUUUGAGCGCUACAUUGUCGUCUGUAAGCCCUUCGGCAGCUUUCGCUUCAGCUCCAAGCACGCACUGAUAGUGGUUCUGGCCACCUGGACCAUUGGUAUUGGCGUCUCCAUCCCACCCUUCUUUGGCUGGAGCCGGUUCAUCCCCGAGGGCCUGCAAUGUUCCUGUGGCCCCGACUGGUACACCGUGGGCACCAAAUAUCGCAGCGAGUACUAUACCUGGUUCCUCUUCAUCUUCUGCUUCAUUGUGCCUCUCUCCCUCAUCUGCUUCUCCUACUCUCAGUUGCUGGGGGCCCUUAGAGCUGUUGCUGCCCAGCAGCAGGAGUCGGCCUCGACCCAGAAGGCUGAGCGGGAGGUGAGCCGCAUGGUGGUGGUGAUGGUGGGGUCCUUUUGUCUCUGUUAUGUGCCCUAUGCUGCCCUGGCCAUGUAUAUGGUCAACAACCGUAACCACGGGCUAGACUUACGGCUUGUCACCAUUCCUGCCUUCUUCUCCAAGAGCGCAUGUGUCUACAAUCCCAUCAUCUACUGCUUCAUGAAUAAGCAGUUCCGGGCUUGCAUGAUGGAGAUGGUGUGUGGGAAGUCCAUAACAGAUGAGUCUGACAUGUCCAGCUCCCAGAAAACGGAAGUUUCUACUCUCUCUUCUAGCCAAGUGGGCCCCAGCUAAGGCGCCAUAUUGGACUAUUUGCAGCAAUUAGGAUUUCACAUUUAAGGAAAUUUCUACUUUCUCUGCUAAAAACCAAACUACUAACCAUGCAGAAAACAGAUGGGAAGGGCGUGAUGACCAUUUUGGGCGAUCAAUUUCCCGUUUUCCUGUUAUUCCCUUCUUCCCUACAAAGCUACCGUUCCAGCUGGGUCCAUCUCGGAACACAUCAAGCCCUUUGCAGCAACCAUGUUUCUACUAAGUGGCAAGAUUCACAGCACUUGCAGACUCAUCUCUACAGACAAGGCAUCUAUAAAGGAGUGUGGUUGGGUUCUCAGUGUAUGGGUAACAAUUACCUCCCUUUUUAGUAACAUUUUCUCCCUUCUGCAAUGAUAUAUUCUGAGAAAACACCUUAGAAAUGGGAGAGACUUAAAGAAAAAACAAAUAAAACCUUCAGUAGGCCCCAAAUGUGAGUCUGAACGAAUUUCUUUACGCUGUAUCGUAUAUGCCCAUCGUCAGUAUAGCUCUGGCAGCAACAGCCAGGCCCAUGGGCUCGAGCCAGCAUGGCUCACUCCAGGUGUUUCCCUUCCCUCUCUCCGCCUAUUUGGCUAAACCUAUAUAUCUAUCUUAAGAGGUGUAUUUUACCAAAGUUAACAGUUUAAUUCACUUUAUGUCCUCAAAAUAAAAUUGCACAUCUUGGUAUCAUUUAUAAACCACACCAAAAUGUUCAAAAAACUGUUUUACCUUAUAUUUCAUAUUUCCUUUUUGAAAA